CAAAUGGUUGGGGGCGCAGAUGGCCUAAAUCCAGCUUAAAAACAUGCACUCCAGAGCCCCUACCUGAGGGACACCAAAAGAACAAGUUGACCGGUGGGGUUUAGACCAUUGAUUUCCAAAUUCGUAUACUUCUCCAGGAGAUAAAUCACACAGGAUACUGAGCAUCUGUCGAAGGGAGAGGCGCCCAAACCAACCAUCUGUACUUCAUGGCAGUGCGAAAAUCUGCUAGGCUGUUCAUGCCUUUCAGACAAUCUGAUUCUGCUGCGGUCAGGAGAUUGCUAAGUCAGAUUUGGUUGGUCACGGAUAGGCUCGAGCAUUACCAAGUUCAAGCGUACCGAGAGCAUAUAAGGGAGUGCCGGAAGGUGAAGGAUGACACAUCAAUCGCUACUGAGAAGGUCGCCGACAUCCUCAAAUUGUGCGAAGAAGUGAAUGCCUGCAUAUCGCAGAGCUUGAACGACAUCUAUGACAAGAUUCGCACUUCACAAGUAUCGAAUGCGGCCCAACAGCAGCUUCAAGACCGAUCGAUCGAGCAGGCCAUCUCGUUCGCGAUCAGGUUGUGUCAUUUUGUUCCUCUUACCCUGGAAUUGCGAAGAAGCUCCAAAAGCAUGAAGCAGGUGCUACGCGACAAGAUCACCGCCUGUACAUUGACUGGCCCACAUCAAACAUUGCAGGACGACUUCUGCGAGAAGAACUUGACAAGGAGAGCAGACAUCAGGAUCCGGUACACAAGCAAUCUGACAAAACACCUGGAGCUUCAGGGAAACCAACUCUUCGUCUUUCGGCAUAAUUCGGCGCUGAGUGCGUACGCGUGCGACAGUCAAAUGCGCGACAUAUAUCCACCAGACUUCCUGGUUGAAACCCAAGCCACGAUAGACCUCCUCUUCCCUGUGGGCGAGAACAAACUCUUCCGCCGCAGGCAGAGAUUAAGUCUGAAGAACUUUGCUGAUCUUGAAGUCGGAGAACUUCCAACCGUUACUGGCGAGCCUGACCGAGAGCUUCAUUUAUAUCGAUACUGGGGCCAUCGAUUGGCGAUCAUUGAUGAUAAGUACCAAACCUCGAAACCUGGGCGACUCAAGCAAUGGUAUUAUGACAGGAGAGACGCGACAUCAUUUACCACCUUCUGGUUUACGCUCCUGGCAUUCAUCCUGGCAUUCAUAUUCGGUUUGAUAUCGACUGUCACGUCGAUAAUGCAAACAUGGAAGACGUUCCAUUCUUGAGGUCGAAGUGCAGAUCACCAGUGGAUUAUGUCAUUGAUGUUGUUUUGGAACGUGGGGCAGAUUUGACUCUUGGCCAGUCUCGGCUUCAAAAG
Exophiala viscosa is the source of this 1309-nucleotide messenger RNA. RefSeq lists its product as uncharacterized. The coding region runs from base 207 to 1217 and encodes 336 amino acids. Lineage: Eukaryota; Fungi; Ascomycota; Eurotiomycetes; Chaetothyriales; Herpotrichiellaceae. The transcript has 2 exons. The record is from RefSeq and is a predicted model, not a curated record.